ACAUGGAAAGUAGCUGUAACUACAAUCCUGUAAAAGAUGCCUUUAUUUAUAACAUUGUGUUUGUUUGGCCAGUUCAGAAAGUUGCCGAGUUUUUUAAAAACAAGGCAGCCAAAUGGGAUUUCGAAGUAAAUACGGAGAAUUCGGGAAGGAAAACAGCCCUAGAUCUUCUAGUGAGAAGAAAAAUUAGAUCAGAGAGGGACAACGAAGUCAUCAAACUUCUUCUUGAAUUUGGUGCUAACCCGUUGUGGAAAGACGGCGAUGGAAAAACAACACUCUGUAGGAUUAUGCGACAUAAGAAGGAUACAGAACUUAUAAUAAGAUUUCUGGAAAAAGUAGACGAUAUCAACGCCACCCUAGACACAAUCGGUGUAAACGCACUUUAUAUGGCGGUGGAUACAAGGAACGUGGCAGUUCUUCUAUAUAUCAUGCGAAGGAAACCAAAUCUAGACAUCACCUCCUACAGAGGAGUCUCCCCACUACACGAGGCAGCAUCAGCAGAAAAUCCAAAUAUCUCCAGGAUACUGCUGGAAAACGGAGCAGAUGUAAACAUUCGGGAUGAAGAUGGUGAGACACCCAUCUUCGCCGCACUCAACAGGAAGAUUUCUAUGGAGCAGAUCCACAUCCUUUUGAAACACGGAGCUGACCUCAAGGCCAGGGACAACGCUGGAAGAACUCCACUUCAUGUGCUCUGUGCAAACGAAGUGGGUAUCGAUGUUAAUAUUCUGAUAGUUCUCUUGCAUUCAGGAGCCGACCCUAAUGCCGCUGACUCAAUGGGAAGAACACCUAUGGAGUGUUUCAUUAGAAACGAUGCAACAAACAUAUAUAUAAAACAUGCUCUGGUGGUGGCGGAGAUGCUGAUUGGACACGGUGCGCGAGUGAACGUAAGGAAUGGACAUAACCAGACGCUGCUUCACGUUGCAUCUAAGUCGGGCCCUUGCACGUUCAUCAAGUACCUGAUCCAUAAAGGAGCCGACACGAACGCUGUUAAUGGACAGGGCAAGACGUUCUUGCAGCUUCUUAAACACCAAGAUCCAUGCUGGAGAAAGGUACUGCAAAUGCUAGUGUUGAAGCAGUUCAUGGGUGAAUGCGAUUUUGGCGACAACCUCCAGCGCUCGAUCCACGCCAACGUCGAAUUUUCGAAAUUCGUGGCGAGAGCUAGAAGGGAACUGACCCUGUUGAGUGAUCGCCACACGGAGAGCAUUUGUCCGUCUCGGUUCGACCUCCUCAUCUCCAGUGAGAAAAGAGCGAUUAGGCUGUGUGAAAAUGAGGGUAUCAAGUCGGCAAUGUCCAGCAUGGACUUCGCGGAUUUCCCUAUAUUCGGCUAUAGACUUGAAGUGAAAUACGAUAAAUCCUGUAGAAGGGCUAGGGCUGCAGCUGCAGCCGAAGAAUUCUUCUUCGAGAUAUCGAAUGGUCGGUUGAACAAAUAUGCGGCUGAUGUUAUAAUUCAGUUCAUCCCUACUGAAUAUCUGUUAAAUGUCGAGGAGUGUUAUAAAGAUAUGUUGAUACGGAGAGUGCGAAAGUGAAAACUC
Molecule: messenger RNA, 1529 nt
Organism: Coccinella septempunctata (seven-spotted ladybird)
Lineage: Eukaryota; Metazoa; Arthropoda; Insecta; Coleoptera; Coccinellidae
Product: ankyrin-1-like
Exons: 2
Coding region: 3-1523 (506 amino acids)
Molecular function (GO): protein binding
Source: RefSeq, a predicted model, not a curated record